UUUUUUUUUUUUUUUUGGUUUCGGUGCUUUGCUCUUCUUUGUCGUCUGUGUUGGUAUCCCAAGUGUGGGCUUUAAAUAACUGCAUCGAUCUGCAGGUAUCUAAAUCUCUCCAUGCGCAAUUCAUUCCCUUGAAGAAGAACUCUCUCCGUCUCUGGAUCUUCCCACGGCGGCGGCGACGGAGAGGACGGCGGCGGCGGCGGCGGCGGCGGCGGUCCACCAUCAAUCGGAAAUGUCACUCGAAAUGGCCUCCGAGCGCGUUUGCUACGUUCACUGCAACUUCUGCAACACCAUCUUGGCGGUGAGUGUUCCAAGCAGCAGUUUAUACACAAUAGUAACCGUGAGGUGUGGGCAUUGUGGCAAUCUGCUCUCUGUCAACAUGGCUGGUUCUCUUCAGUCUGUCCCUCUUCCAGACAACCUCCAGCCGCUUAGCUCGGAAAACAUGGCAAGGGGAAGUGGCUCGUCUUCUUCCUCCAAACCCAACAACAACACCAGCAACAAGUUCUCUUCCUUGGAACCCAUAGAGCACGAGCCGCCUCGGGUGACUCCCAUUCGCCCACCAGAGAAAAGGCAACGAGUUCCUUCUGCAUAUAACAGGUUCAUUAAGGAAGAAAUCCAAAGGAUUAAAGCCAGUAAUCCUGAAAUAAGCCACAGGGAAGCCUUUAGUACAGCUGCCAAAAAUUGGGCACAUUUUCCUCACAUUCACUUUGGGCUAAAGUUGGAUGGGAACAAGCAAGGGAAGGUGGACCAAGCAAUUGCAGGAGAUCAUCAAGGAACUCACAAAUCCCAUGGAUUCUAUUAAAGAAUAGUAAAGAUGAAUUCUAAUUCGUGUCUACGAGAGAGCUUGUUUUAAUUUCUUGAUUUGUCAUUUCAAGAAGUCAAUGAGGGCUUGAUAAGAGCAAGAAGACACCGCCUCAAUUAAAACCCUCAAUGAUAUCAUCAUCCUGUAUAAUUUGCAUUAUGUUGCCCUCUCAUCUUUUUCAAGGUCUUGCUCAUGAAUAUGUGUAUCAAUUCUUGUAAUUUAUUUCGAAAAAGAAACACGGUAUUUAUGUAUUUCGUUUGGCACAUAGUACAAUAAUGUGCAUUUUUUCUGUCUCGCA
Syzygium oleosum is the source of this 1097-nucleotide messenger RNA. Its product is annotated as putative axial regulator YABBY 2. The record is from RefSeq and is a predicted model, not a curated record. Gene Ontology annotation, biological process: multicellular organism development; cell fate commitment. The coding region runs from base 230 to 799 and encodes 189 amino acids. NCBI's taxonomy places the organism in Eukaryota, Viridiplantae, Streptophyta, Magnoliopsida, Myrtales, Myrtaceae. Gene Ontology annotation, cellular component: nucleus. The transcript is spliced from 6 exons.